Messenger RNA from Catharus ustulatus (Swainson's thrush), 4294 nucleotides. RefSeq names its product BCAR3 adaptor protein, NSP family member (gene BCAR3). The record is from RefSeq and is a predicted model, not a curated record. The coding region runs from base 865 to 3552 and encodes 895 amino acids. NCBI's taxonomy places the organism in Eukaryota, Metazoa, Chordata, Aves, Passeriformes, Turdidae. The transcript has 17 exons. Gene Ontology annotation, biological process: small GTPase-mediated signal transduction; positive regulation of peptidyl-serine phosphorylation. Gene Ontology annotation, molecular function: phosphotyrosine residue binding; guanyl-nucleotide exchange factor activity.
UAAAAUCUGAGGAACAAGGAAGCAAAUCACACUGGUGUACAAUUAACUGACUGGGAUACAGAAUCCCUGCGGUAUUGCAUCCAGGGCAGCAAGUGCAAUGAGUAACCGAGGUGACUCAGGCACUCCGGCAGUGUGUUCUGAUUCCCAGGAAGCUGCUGUGCCUGUGGCCAGCAGGAAGCCAGAGCUCUUGAGCUGCCUGAUGACUGAAUAGCUUCUGCAGUGCUGCCCAGCAAAAGGAGGUUGCUGGAAGGGUUCAGUAGUCACAGCAAGUACCAAAUUGGAGGUACAACCCCCAAGCAAACAGACUGCUGUUGAGCCAGAACAUUUGUAAACAAACCACGAAUCACUAAGUUGUACAACAUUCAGAGCAGGUUUGGUCGAAUUUGCAAACUCUGGGUUUUGCCGCAAUUGUUCUGUUACGGACAGAAUUCAUCAGAGUGCUCCUGGUAAAGCUGUGAAACUACUGUGCUGGUGACUGUGGGCAGCCUGAUGCGUUUUUCUUUCUGUACAAUAUGAACAGCAGAUGCUUUCUUAUUCCAUGUGGUGCUGUGCAAACCAGUCAUCUGCAAGGGGGAAAAAAUUCAGCGUACUGCUCAGUUAUCCUCACUGUGAUUCAUCAGCUGCUGUACUCUGGGCAGGUCUGACUGCUGAUUGGACAUAGAACUGCUCAAGGUGUGUCUUUUGUCAAGAAGCUUUUGCAUUUUAAGAGCAUGCAGUAGACCAUGAUAACCUCCUGCUAUGGCUCUGGCUGUUCAAGCUGAGAAGCAGCUGUGGAGACUUUUCAACAGUGAAUGCUGGCUCAAUUUCAGCACUGAACUAAUACACUGCUUGUGCAGAAUCAUAGGCAUUGGGAAGGACUAGAUAAUGAAGUAUCUACCCAUUUCUAACUGGUUGACCCAGCUUGGUCUUGCAGAAUAUUGCACACUCUUUGAACAAUAUGCUGGUAUAGAGGACUUAUUCCAUCUUACAGAAGUUGAUCUUAGAAAACUGGGAAUUGAAAAUCAAGGCCACCGAACACACCUCAUUUCCAAUAUCCUGCUGCUUCAGAAGGUGAAACAAAAGAAAGAAUCAAAAAUGAUAGCCGCAGGAAAACUUUCAAGUAUUCCCAGAAACAGCCCAGUGAACCACCAGUUCUCAUUAGCUUCUUCCAUGGACCUUUUGACCACAAAACCUUCACCAAUUGAGCAUCGCUCAAACUCCUUCCAAGGCAUCUCGAUCCAUGGCACUCUCCCCAGGAAGAAGAAGGGGACAGUUCCCUCUAGGUCUUGUGAUAUGUUCAGCCACGUGGGAACGUUGCCUUACACCAGAGCACGGCAGCAGCUACCUUUUAUACAGGAUAUUAUAGAAGAGUACCCUCCAGAAAAUGGAAGGAGCAGCACACUCCAUGACAGAGAUCAGAAUAUUCUGGAUCCUAUGCUGGAAUAUGUUAAGUUUUCUAGGGAGAGGCAAGUUAUGGACAACAGCCCGGAAAAGCUGAAGAAGGAGUUAGAGGAGGAGCUGCAGCUGAGCAGUGAGGACUUGCGUAGCCAUGCCUGGUACCACGGACGUAUUCCUCGGCAGGUGGCAGAAGGCCUAGUUCAGAGAGAUGGAGAUUUUCUGAUUAGAGAUUCUCUCUCCAGUCCUGGGAACUUUGUUCUUACCUGUCAGUGGAAAAAUACCCCUCAACAUUUUAAAAUCAACAAAACAGUGCUGAGACUCAAUGAAGCCUACUGUCGUGUUCAGUAUCAGUUUGAACUGGAAAGUUUUGACACUGUCCCUGGCUUAGUUAGAUACUAUGUUGGGAAUCGCACACCGAUAUCAAAGCAGAGUGGAGCAAUUAUUUUUCAGCCUAUCAACAGGACUGUGCCUCUCAGGUGUCUAGAAGAAAAAUAUGGUGUAACUCCAGUCCAGCAAAAAGAACCAAUCACCCCUGAAGGAAAAACAGAAACUGCAAAGAGGCUGAGUCCUGCUAUAUCCAGCAUGCAGUCCCCGGAGCAGAGCAUACCCAGAGGAAAUCUUUGGAGAAACAAAGAAAAAAGUGGUAGCCAGCCAGCUAGUUUGGAUCAUGUUCUGGAGAAAAGAUUCCCUUUAAAGGCUCACCAGUCAGAGAGCUAUCUGCUAAUAGGUUCAAGACAUUCAUCUCGAUUACCUGAAGCAGACGCAAACUUCUGUCCAAGCUCACCUGCAUUUAGAACAGGCAGUGAGCCAUCUCUAAGCCCCACAGUUGUUCAGAAAGUCAUCUUAGAGUCUCAGCUAGGGGAAGCUCUUAGAGGAUCAGACAGUCAGCUCUGUCUAAAGCCUCCACCUAAACCCUGCAAAGCACCCCUGAUGAAACCCCCAGAUUCUCCUUUGACUUCCCACAGCUCUGAAGGACACUAUUGUGAACUAAACCCUGCCAGACAUCCGACAGCAGCAAAACAGCACUUGUGUCAGAAAAACAGCUAUGUGGAACAUCUGACACAACAGGAGAGGGCAACAUUCAGGAACUCUGAAACAAGCUAUUUGAUCCUUGAUGAUGAUCCUGCAAUGAGCCCUGCAGAUCCUUUAGAAACUUCAACUCAAAUGGCUGAAGAAGACAGCAUCUUUUCUGCACCUGUUUAUGAGACAGUGUCUAGUUUUAAACCGAAUGAUUUUGAAUCCAAACUACUUCCUCCUGAAAACAAGCCAUUGGAAACAUCCAUGUUAAGAAGAGUUAAGGAGCUUUUCACCAACAAUAACCCAAAGAUGAUUGCACAGCAUAUUCUUAGAAUGGACUGCAAGGUGGCAAGGAUAGUAGAAGUUUCUGAAGAGAUGAGGAGAAAUAUGGGAGGGAACUCUGGUCUUGAAUUGAUCACCUUGCCUUACGGACACCAGCUGCGCCUUGACCUGAUUGAGAGGCACAAUACCAUGGCAAUAGGAAUAGCUGUUGAUAUCUUGGGUUGCACAGGAAAUGUAGAAGAUCGAGCAGCAACAUUAAACAGGAUCAUCCAAGUUGCUGUGGAGUUGAAGGAGUCACUAGGAGAUUUAUAUGGAUUUUCUGCCAUUAUGAAAGCUCUGGAAAUGCCACAGGUCAGUAGAUUAGAACAAACCUGGACAGCUCUAAGACAUUGUUAUACCCAGACUGCCAUUAUGUAUGAAAAACAGCUGAAACCAUCUUGCAAAGCUUUGCAUGAAGGACAAGAUGAGUGGACUAGAACCAUCAGUGCUCCACAGAACAACAUCACAGUGCCACUGCUGAUGCCUCUUGUUACCCUGAUGGAGCGGCAGGCUGUUGUGUUUGAAGGCACGGAGCUGUGGGAAAGCAGUGACCAGAGUGGUGAGAUCAUGCUCAGGCACUUGGGCACGGCUCGCCUGCUGGCCCAGCACGCUGAGACGUUUUGCCUGACGGCAGAGCGGCUGCUGCAAGGUUUCCAGCCAGAUGAAGAGCUGAGUGAAAUCUUCAAGACAGAAUUUCAAAUGAGAUUGCUCUGGGGCAGCAAAGGAGCACAGGUUAAUCAAAGUGAAAGAUACGAGAAAUUCAACCGGAUCUUAACUGCACUUUCCCGAAAACUGGAACCUCCUCCAGUGAAGCUGGUGGAACAAUUAAGUAUAUAAGACUGGAAACACUACUUAAGUGAUAUACUUGAAAUAACCUUAGCAGUCUUCUGGCAAUUUGAUACUGCACAAACAUCUUGCAUUUCACAAGAUGUUUAGAACUUUUAACUGCACAAUGCACACUUGUUUUAAAACUACUGAUUGCUAAACAAAUUAUUUAUUUACUGUGUCACCAAGUCAUUUACUGAUCCCUUGAAACAGUUACAUUAUCCCUUUAUUUCCCCAAAACAUUGCCCAAAGUUGCAAUGUUUUAAUGAUGCCAAGGAGUAAGGGCAUUGGCAUCUUAAUAUUAUGAAGCAAAUAGUGUAAAUAAAAUGAUAGCUUAAUUAUCUGACAUGGCAGAAAAUUUGUUGUAUAAUAUUCCUUUAAUGAAUAUAAAAAACACUGUAGAUAGAAUUGUGAAUUGUAGCUUUAUGCAAAAUAAUUUGCAUAUUUUCAAAUCACAGAAACACUGCAAGCUGCAGAAAUGAUCCUUUAUCUGUAACCAGAAGGUUCAAACAUCACUGUGCCUGUGAAACUAGAAAAUUAAUUUUUGUAUGUUUUGGGACAACUUCCUGUUUUUUUUUUUUUAAGACAGCAUCUGUAGUACCUCAGCUUUUGCUGGGGCCUGCACAAUAGCUAUGCUGCCAGGAAUGAAUGAUGAAAUGGCAAAACCAAACAAUCCAGAUAAUUAAAAUGCUUUCAGACAUGAGUAAAUGUGGGUGUAUGUAUGUAUUAAACUUGCUUCAUUUACUGAGGUGAA